Capronia epimyces CBS 606.96 is the source of this 750-nucleotide messenger RNA. RefSeq lists its product as uncharacterized. Gene Ontology annotation, cellular component: nucleus. The record is from RefSeq and is a predicted model, not a curated record. Gene Ontology annotation, biological process: mRNA export from nucleus. Lineage: Eukaryota; Fungi; Ascomycota; Eurotiomycetes; Chaetothyriales; Herpotrichiellaceae. The transcript is spliced from 3 exons. Gene Ontology annotation, molecular function: mRNA binding. The coding region runs from base 1 to 750 and encodes 249 amino acids.
AUGACCGUCGAGGAGGUGAUCGUUUUCCGGAGCCUGACAACUAAACUUCGGGUCGAGAAUCUUCAUUACGACCUGACUGAGGACGAAAUCUACACUCUUUUCGAACGCAUCGCCCCUGUCUUGGACGCCAAACUCCGCUAUGAUAGAGCGGGACGUUCUGAAGGUGUAGCCUUCGUCACCUAUCAACAUGUUGCCGAUGCCAGGACUGCCAUCCGGGAGUUUGAUGGUGCCAACGCCAAAGGACAACCAAUCUAUCUCACACUUCUCCCGCUCCCAAGAAGGGACAAUCCUUUCGACCGAGUCGAAAAUCCCAGGAGUCUAUUUGACAGAAUCGAACCGCCAAAUGGCCGUGGUCGGAGGCGAAGUGCCAGCCCUAUGGAGGAAAUUGAGGAUGACCGUGCUGGCCGACGCCCCGCGCGCAGAGGCAACCCGAGAGAUCGAAGAAGCGACAUAACUAGACCUGCUCCUGAAAACAUCGAUCGCUACAUUCCUGGGCAGCGUGAUGGUCGAAGCUCAAGUCAUCGUGGAGGUAGAAGACCGGGCGAGAGGCGUGAGCGUGGUACAAGAGAGAUAGAAGGCCACAGAACGGCCAAUGGCAGACCACGGAAGACGGUCGAAGAGCUCGAUGCUGAGAUGGAUGAUUACUGGGGAGGUGCUGGGCAUGCCCAGGGCGAGGCUGAGAACAACGUCGCUCCCGCCGCACAGGGGACUCGUCCCGGAGGAGGAGAUGAUGUUGACAUGAUCGAAUGA